Protopterus annectens (West African lungfish) is the source of this 2041-nucleotide messenger RNA. RefSeq names its product F-box protein 45 (gene FBXO45). Bases 390 to 1148 code for a protein of 252 amino acids. Lineage: Eukaryota; Metazoa; Chordata; Ceratodontiformes; Protopteridae. Gene Ontology annotation, cellular component: synapse; SCF ubiquitin ligase complex. The transcript has 3 exons. Gene Ontology annotation, molecular function: protein binding. Gene Ontology annotation, biological process: proteasome-mediated ubiquitin-dependent protein catabolic process; synapse assembly involved in innervation. The record is from RefSeq and is a predicted model, not a curated record.
UUCGUGGGUUUGCGAUUCGUGGCAGUUCAAUUAACAGGAGCCCCACCGUGUUUAUACUCCAAAAAAUGCGAAUGUUCACUCUUAACAAAUAUGGUGGACGUAUCUUGCUUGUUUUAAGAAAGGACACUGGAUUGAGAAAUAUUUUCUCUGUACUGUGUUUUACGUUGUUUUGUAUCGUUCUCUACUCAUAUGCGCUUAUUUACAGUAAGGGAUGCGGGAAUAAAGGUCUGCGCACAAAGCUGUUGGGAUACUGUGGACGUGUUUGGUUACGGGAGCGCGCAUUGGGAACGGUUACACCCGUGAAGAGUUGUUACUGUAGGUUUGAGUGACUUUUUCUCUUCCCCCCUUACCUCCCCCUCCCCCCCAGCGGGUCGGGACUCCGGGGCGAGAUGGCAGCAAGGCUGCCCGCGCGAGUGCUCGAACUGGUUUUCUCAUACUUGGACAUGGCAGACCUGUAUAACUGCGCGCUCGUGUGCCGUCACUGGUACUACUGCCUGGAUGGGGAGGAAAACAGCGAGGUAUGGCGUUGGCUGUGCAUCCGUAGUCUACCCGAGGAGGCCCUGCGUUCAGAUAUCCUGUGCAACGUGCCCACCUACAAGGGCAAGAUUAGAGCAUUCAAGCAUGCGUUCAGUUCCAAUGACUGUUCCAGAAAUGUGUAUAUCAAGAAAAAUGGUUUUACCUUGCAUCGAAAUCCAAUUGCACAGAGCACUGAUGGUGCCCGAACAAAGAUUGGCUUUAGCGAAGGACGACAUUCUUGGGAGAUCUGGUGGGAAGGACCCCUUGGAACAGUGGCAGUCAUUGGUAUUGCAACGAAACGUGCUCCAAUGCAAUGCCAGGGUUACGUAGCUUUACUGGGCAGUGAUGACCAGAGCUGGGGCUGGAACUUGGUGGACAAUAAUUUACUUCACAAUGGAGAAAUCAGUGGCAGCUUUCCACAGUGCAACAAUGCACCGAAGUAUCAGAUAGGAGAAAGGAUACGCAUCAUCUUGGAUAUGGAAGACAGGACUUUAGCCUUUGAACGUGGCUAUGAAUUCCUAGGUGUUGCAUUUCGAGGACUGCCCAAAGCGUGCUUAUUUCCGGCAGUAUCUGCUGUAUAUGGUAACACGGAAGUGACCAUGGUAUAUUUAGGCAAUCCUCUAGAUGGGUGACUGUAUCUCUGCGGACAGUACAGUCUUACAGUGUUGCAAGAAAAACCUGCAUGAAAUGCAUGGACUUCACUGAGAAGCUUAUGAGAGGAACUCUGACAUGAUCAUGCAUGGAAUUAUAGUGGAAUUACAAUGGGCAAGUAAACUGGUGUAUUCCAGGAGCCAGACAAUUUUGCUAUUGAGAAAGGGAAUAGGAACACACUGUUAUACAGAAGACAGGUGGAUACAUUGACUGUUGACUGAUGUACUACAGCUGUUUUCUGGGGGUUUGAAUGGUGCAGGUAUCUGGAGAAACUUUUAAACUUGUUGAUCAGGUUGGCCAUUAUUUGUGGCCUUUUAGUUAAAAAGGGGAAACAGUUCCCUGUUUCUCCAUGUCUUACCUCAUGUCUGUGCUCACAGAUUUUAAUAUAACAAACAUUGUUUUUUAACUUCUUGUCGCUGUGUUACACAGUUGCUGCUAGAAGAAAAAUAUUAACUAUUUUCUGGGUAGGAGGUUUAGGUGAAAGCAUGCCUUCAUGUUUAUUGGUGAUAAAAAAGCCAGACUGUGAAAGCGUGAACAUUGGUAGCAGCAUGGAAGGAAACUACCAACCAAAUGUGGGGCUUAAUGGAAACAUUAUGUAAAAGUGGCAUUUUUUUCAUUAUGGGAUGGUCUAAGAAAGAGAGCUCCUGCAUAAAUUUGCUAUUGAAUUCAGAACAGUAUCAUGGGAAAAUGUCACCUUGAGUGACACUUUCACCUUCUCCUACCAGUUUUUGUUACAAAUGAUCCUUUUAAAAAUGUAGUGCAGCACCAAACCCUUGUGUUAUUUAAGUUAAAUUAUUGUGAAUAAACUAUAUUUACUGUAAUACACUUGUUUAACAGCCAUAUUAAAACAGAAGUAAAAUUUUUCUUGAACUAA